AUGUCUGCCAACCUGGACAAGUCUCUUGACGAUCUCGUCGGCAGCCGCCGCCAGAGCGUUCGCAACACGCGCCGCCGCGCUGGUGGCCGUCGUCCCGCCACCAAGCCUGCUGUUGGAGGCGUGAAGAAGUCUACUAAGGCUGCCCCUAAGCCUGCUCACCCCGCACCUACUGUUCAAGCUUCCAGCAAGAUCAUCGUUAGUGGAAUGCCUUCCGAUGUUUCCGAGGCCAAUAUCAAGGAAUACUUCACCAAGUCCGCCGGCCCCGUCAAGCGGGUCAUGCUUACCUACAACCAGAACGGCAGCAGCCGUGGUAUUGCUACCAUCAUCUUCGCCAAGGCAGACACCGCUACCAAGGCUGCUAAGGAACUCAAUGGCCUUCUAGUUGAUGGUCGUCCCAUGAAGAUCGAGGUCGUUUUCGAUGCCUCUCACGCCCCUACCGCUCCUGCUGCGAAGCCACUGACGGAGCGCAUUGCUCACACUCAAAAGCCCCGCCCUAAGUCCGCCGCUGCCACCAAGACCAAGAACAACCAGAACACCAAGCAGGCCAACGAGGCUAACUCCGAGGCGGCCAAGGGAAAGGGCGCUGGCCGCCGUCGCGGUCGCAACGCUGGUCGUGGAAAGCCCAAGACCGUUGAGGAGCUCGACGCUGACAUGAUGGAUUACUUCGCUACCGAUGCUCCUCCCGCCGAGAAUGCCGCCCCCGCGGCCGCCGCGGCUCCCCAGGCCAACGGCGGAGAUCUGGCCAUGAACGAUGAGAUCUCGUAA
Messenger RNA from Penicillium nucicola, 765 nucleotides. RefSeq names its product putative RNA annealing protein Yra1. Bases 1 to 765 code for a protein of 254 amino acids. The record is from RefSeq and is a predicted model, not a curated record. NCBI's taxonomy places the organism in Eukaryota, Fungi, Ascomycota, Eurotiomycetes, Eurotiales, Aspergillaceae. Gene Ontology annotation, biological process: mRNA export from nucleus. Gene Ontology annotation, cellular component: nucleus. The transcript is spliced from 5 exons. Gene Ontology annotation, molecular function: mRNA binding.